Messenger RNA from Beta vulgaris subsp. vulgaris (sugar beet), 1729 nucleotides. RefSeq names its product glycerol-3-phosphate dehydrogenase [NAD(+)]. Gene Ontology annotation, molecular function: protein homodimerization activity; NAD binding; glycerol-3-phosphate dehydrogenase [NAD(P)+] activity. Gene Ontology annotation, cellular component: cytosol; glycerol-3-phosphate dehydrogenase (FAD) complex. The coding region runs from base 117 to 1337 and encodes 406 amino acids. The transcript is spliced from 11 exons. The record is from RefSeq and is a predicted model, not a curated record. NCBI's taxonomy places the organism in Eukaryota, Viridiplantae, Streptophyta, Magnoliopsida, Caryophyllales, Amaranthaceae. Gene Ontology annotation, biological process: carbohydrate metabolic process; glycerol-3-phosphate catabolic process.
AUAUUAUUCCAAAAAAGGAAAUAAUUUAAUAGUCAUAUAAGCACUUUCCCACUUACAUUUUACGAUUUAUUGGAACUCCAAAGAUUAAAAAAGAAAAGUAACUUAUUCACAGAAGCAUGCAAAAUCUGCACAAUUUUUCACAAAAUCAAUUCUCCUCUGGAAACACCAACUCCUUCAACACAUUCACAACCCAUCUUAGAUCUUCCACUCAAAUUUCUCUUUCUAAUUUCUCCUUAAAUCCCACAUCCAUGAACGCUGAAGUUGCGGAGAAAUACAAAGUUGCAAUUGUUGGCAGCGGCAAUUGGGGUAGCGUUGCGGCCAAGCUUAUUGCAUCUAACACCCUCAAACACAACAUCUUUCAUGAUGAAGUUAAGAUGUGGGUAUUUGAUGAAACAUUACCAAGUGGAGAGAAAUUGUCAGAAGUUAUUAAUCGAACCAAUGUUAAUGUAAAGUACCUCCCUGGUACACAGCUUGGUAAAAAUGUGAUUGCUGAGCCAGACCUUCAUCAUGCAGUGAGAGACGCAAACAUGCUGGUAUUUGUGACACCACAUCAAUUUCUUGAGGGUGUUUGUAAGAGACUUGUUGGAAAAUUAAAAGGAGACAUCGAGGCUAUUUCAUUGAUCAAAGGCAUGGAGGUCAAAGUGGACGGUCCAUCUACGAUUUCCUCUAUAAUCUCUAAGCAUCUUGGAGUUAAUUGUUGUGUUUUGAUGGGUGCAAAUAUUGCUGAUGAGAUUGCUGAGGAGAAGUUUAGCGAGGCAACUAUAGGUUAUAAAGACAAUAGGGAUGUCGCAGAGAGGUGGGCUCGGCUAUUUGCUACACCUUAUUUUUCUGUCACAGCUGUUGAGGAUGUUGAAGGAGUUGAAUUAUGUGGUACACUGAAAAAUGUAGUCGCCAUAGCUGCAGGAUUUGUGGAUGGCUUGGGUAUGGGGAGUAACACAAAAGCAGCAAUCAUGAGAAUUGGUUUGAAUGAAAUGAGGGCCUUCUCCAAGCGACUGUUCCCAUCUAUCAGAGACGACACUUUCUUUGAGAGUUGUGGGGUGGCUGAUCUUAUCGCUACUUGUUUUGGAGGAAGAAACAGGAAAGUUGCAGAGGCUUUUGUAAUCAAUGGAGGAAAGAGACCCUUUGAGGAGCUAGAAGCUGAGAUGUUGCAGGGCCAGAAACUACAGGGUAUCUUGACGGCCAAAGAGGUAUAUGAGGUCUUAAAAAGCAACAGUUGGUUUGACGCGUUCCCUCUUUUCAGAACAAUUUAUGAGAUUUGUGUUGGUAGCAAACUGCCGUCGGCCAUAGUGCACUAUAAUGACUUUCAAAAGGCAGGAGUGCAUCCAAGUUCUCUUUAAGAGAAACCUACCAGUUGAGAAAAUAAUCUAACAGAUAAUUUUGCUGAUGCUCUCCAUGCACGAAUUCAGGACAGUUUUAGGGACUGUUGUGCAAGGGCAAACACACUAUUAAAAAGACUUGACUUAGGGGGCGACACUUAUAUGUGGUCUCAAUUCUGCUAUAGAUUUAUAAAAGCAUUGGAGGUAGCUGAUGUAGUGUGUUGUGUAAUCUGUAAUCGGUAUCUUCACCCUGUUUGAAUUUCUCUAUAGGUCAGAGCAUGAAAACCUUGGAAAGAUGCAAUGGAUUUGCCAUAGAAUCGAGAAACUUUUCAUUCAUGAGCAUGAGCAUAUAUAUGCUAUUGCCAGUAUCUGUAUCACUAUGUUAUUUCUUAUUUGUAGCAACCGAUUUUUUU